This is a messenger RNA of Ylistrum balloti, 1080 nucleotides long. Its product is annotated as DNA-directed RNA polymerase II subunit GRINL1A-like. The record is from RefSeq and is a predicted model, not a curated record. Gene Ontology annotation, biological process: transcription elongation by RNA polymerase II; intracellular signal transduction. Lineage: Eukaryota; Metazoa; Mollusca; Bivalvia; Pectinida; Pectinidae. The transcript has 5 exons. Gene Ontology annotation, cellular component: intracellular anatomical structure; nucleus. The coding region runs from base 91 to 1080 and encodes 329 amino acids. Gene Ontology annotation, molecular function: transcription elongation factor activity.
CAUUGAAAUUUAAUUGUAAUGGACCUACGAAAUCACAGGUGAACAAUAAGUCAGCUUGUACGAUUGUUUACAUUCUGUGAGAUCAACAAGAUGAUGAGUCCUAUCGAGAAACAAGGCUAUCUUGGGGACAUCUCAACAAAGUCAACAGCAGAGUUAAUGGAGUUGCUUUCACGCCAAGAGAAAAUACUGAAGAAAACGAAAUUUGUAGAGUCUUUACCAGAUAAAGGAGCGAAAGUAAGAGCAUUUUAUGAAAAGCUACAGCAGCUGAUAUCAGAGAGAACACAAAUUGUAGACAGUAGUGAUGUCUCUAAAUCUCCAGCCACUAGACAAAUCGCACAGCUCCACUCAACAUUUGCUCCAGCUAGUCUACUCGGGGAUAAACAAGGACACACUCUGAGUGAAAGUUCGGUAGAACUACAACCAAAUGUGACAGCUGAUGCUGUAAAAAACAAUUCCAGUACCGAAGAUGAUAUAAGGUUACAAGACAAUCAAGUAUUGGCCAUCUCAUCAACUACUACCAUAACACCAUCUCAAGGUGAAGACAGUUCCAAAGUGGACAUGGAAAGUGCUGAAAAUGAAAAUAAAACAAUAGUUAAUAGUUCUGAUCUGGAGGAGUCACUGAAGAAACUGCAGAUUUCUGGAGAAGUAUCGGUAACAGAAAGGAUUCAGAAAGAAAAAACUACACACGCCUGCAGCAAGGCGCUUCAGAAUGCUGAUGAAAUCCACAUUCCUCACAAACCAAACAACUUUCUGAAGAAAUCAAAAGUUUCAGACUUGCCAAGAGAGUAUAAGUUUAAAUCACGAGAUGAGGAUCAUGUUCUUCCUGUCUGUGCUGUCACUAGAGCUGUGGAGGAGUCUGCAGCCACACCCCCUAUCUACAAACACAAGGAGAGCAAGCUCAUAUCGCUCGAUGAGUCACUUUAUUUGCAGAAGACACAGAAAGUUAAACAAGAGGAGCUACAAGCCAGGAAUGCUGCAGAGAAGUUGUCCCAAAGAUUAGGUAUUACAAUGGAACGGUACAACCCUGAAGGAGUGGACAUGUCGUAUCCUUGUUUUAUUUCUAUCCAUGGUGAUGUAUAA